This is a messenger RNA of Vidua chalybeata, 3779 nucleotides long. It is a transcript of the gene ACSBG1, whose product is annotated as acyl-CoA synthetase bubblegum family member 1. The record is from RefSeq and is a predicted model, not a curated record. The coding region runs from base 882 to 2924 and encodes 680 amino acids. Lineage: Eukaryota; Metazoa; Chordata; Aves; Passeriformes; Viduidae. The transcript has 18 exons. Gene Ontology annotation, molecular function: long-chain fatty acid-CoA ligase activity. Gene Ontology annotation, cellular component: endoplasmic reticulum; membrane.
GCGGUUAGCUCGCUCAGUCGCUCGGGCUGCGCCUCUGGGGCUGCGCCUCUGGGGCUGCCCCGGCGCCGUGCCUGGCAUUCCCCGAGUGCAGCUCACACAAACUGCUCGGGCAGUGCCGCACCGAGGAGCUGGCAUUGGACGGGAGCUGUAAAUUGUUAUUAUGCUAACGUGGAAACAGUUCUUCAUUCCUGGGAAUAGUUUUAUGAAAGCAGACUAUCUCCUGUGAUUAUGAUAACUCAAAGGUUCCAGUGCCCUGCCCUGCCAGCCGCAGCCCGGGUUGAGUCAGGAUGACUGAAGGAGAGGGCCCUGUUGUGUUGUCUAACAGCAGGAAAUGGGGAAAAAGAAAAAGGGGGAGGAAAAGCAGCAGUGUGAGAUCCGAAUGAAAAUUUGUCAUCGUGUAGUGCUCUGAAACGAACUUCCUACUGUAUUUCAGGCAUCAGAACCUCAGCUUAUCUGAUAAUGAAUGCAGCAUCUUCAACAGUCACCAUGUCUCAUCCAUUAAACCAGAAUUAAAUUAAUUAAUUAAUAAAAAUAUUUUGCUGUAUGGUGAUCUCACAUGUGGUACAACACUACCCAGGAGCAGGGCGGGAGUGGAGAAGCUGUGUGGUGAAGAAGGCUCUGCAACAGGAAUACCAAGAAAGGGAGGAGGAGAUGGUAUCUUCAUUGUGAAUCUGACAGCACAGAUUUUACUAUGAGGAAACAAUUUAGAGGACAGCAAAUAUCUGACUGUAUCUAGCCUGGAGCAUGAGGUGUAAGCAGAAAUUCUAAUUGCCGGAACAGGAAACAGAGCCUGUGGAAGGAAAAGGCUAAUUCCAAAGUCCCUUAAAACAACAAGAAAAAACUAUGGAAAUUAGUAUCACAGACAAAAACCUCACUCUCAGAUGAGCUGCCUGAUUCAUGGGGACAGAACCUUUACAGAUGCACAGCCUGUCUGCAGGGAACUGCUGCCUCAUUUGGACGAGACCCAGGGUGAAGGCAUAGAGCCAGCAGAGUCUCUGUGGACUUCUUUUGCUGAUGGCAGAGUCAGGCUGAGAAUAGAUAACUCAUGUCCACAGACUCCCAUAACAGUUCAUCAGAUGUUCAAGGAGAGCCUGGAAAAAUAUGGAUCCCUUAAUGCUUUGGCCAGCAAAAAGAAUGGAAAAUGGGAGAAAAUAACUUUUUCAGAAUAUUAUUGCCUCUCUAGGAAAGCAGCCAAGAGCUUCUUGAAGCUUGGUCUUGAACGAUUCCAUAGUGUAGCAAUCCUUGGAUUUAAUUCUCCAGAAUGGUUCAUCUCAGCUGUUGGAGCUAUUUUUGCUGGAGGAAUUGUCACAGGAAUAUAUACAACUAAUUCUCCAGAGGCCUGUCACUACAUUGCCCAUGACAGCAAGACUGAUAUCAUGGUUGUGGAAAAUCAGAAACAGCUGGACAAGAUAAUGCAGAUCUGGAAUCGGUUGCCCCACCUGAAGGCUGUGGUGCUAUAUAAGGACUCCAUUGCAGAGAGACAUCCAAAUUUGUACACGAUGGAAGAGUUUCUGGAGCUGGGAGAUGACGUCUCUGACAGUACUUUGGAUGACAUUAUUAACUCCCAAAAGCCAAAUCAGUGCUGUGUUCUGAUCUACACCUCCGGAACAACUGGGAAGCCAAAAGGAGCCAUGCUGAGUCAUGACAACAUAACUUGGACAUCAGCCCAUUGCAGCAGAGCAGGAGGUAUGCAACCUGCAGAGGUCCAGCAGGAAUCUAUAGUCAGUUAUCUCCCACUCAGCCACAUAGCUGCACAGAUCUAUGACCUGUGGACUGGAAUCAAAUGGGGAGAGCAAGUUUACUUUGCUGAGCCAGAUGCUCUGAAGGGCAGCUUGAUCAACACACUAAAAGAAGUGCAGCCAACAUCUCACAUGGGAGUUCCCCGAGUAUGGGAGAAAAUCAUGGAGAAGUUAAAGGAUGCUUCUGCUCAGUCAGGAUUUAUGAAAAAGAAAAUGCUUUCCUGGGCUAUGUCACUUAGCUUAGAGAAGAACCUGAAUGGCUCAAACAGCAGUGAUCUAAAGCAGCUCUGGACAAGAUUAGCAGACUACUUCGUGCUUGCAAAAAUCCGUAGUGCACUGGGGCUUUCUUCCUGUCAGAAGCACUUUUCUGGUGCUGCUCCUCUCAAUACAGAAACACUGUAUUUCUUCUUGGGUCUGAACAUCACCCUGUAUGAGGCCUAUGGGAUGAGUGAGACCACAGGCCCACAUUGCCUGUCUGGGCCUUACAUUUACAGGCAGCACAGCUGUGGUAAACCAGCAUCUGGAUGCAGAGUGAAACUGGCAGACAAAGAUACAGAAGGCAAUGGAGAAAUCUGUUUCUGGGGAAGGACUGUUUUCAUGGGUUAUUUAAAUAUGGAAGACAGAACAAAAGAAGUCUUUGAUGAGGAGGGGUGGCUGCAUUCCGGAGAUGUAGGAAAGCUAGACAAGGAUGGCUUUCUCUAUGUCACUGGAAGAAUUAAAGAUUUGAUUAUUACAGCUGGAGGUGAAAAUGUGCCUCCAAUUCCAAUUGAAGAUGCUGUUAAAAAAGAACUCCCAAUUGUUAGUAAUGCUAUGGUGAUUGGAGAUAAGAAGAAGUUUUUGUCAAUGUUCCUGACCCUAAAGAGUGUGCUGGACCCAGAUACAUCUGAUCCUACUGACAUUCUCACAGAGCAAGCCAGAGACUUCUGCCAGAGGAGUGGUAGUAAAGCCACCAAAGUGUCCGAGAUUGUAGCUACAAGAGACCAGGCGAUCUACAGAGCCAUCCAGGAGGGAAUCGACAGAGUCAACAGCACUGCUACCAACAGGGUUCACUGCAUUCAGAAAUGGAUUGUCCUGCCAAGAGAUUUUUCCAUUUCUGGGGGAGAACUAGGUCCCACAAUGAAGCUGAAGCGGCUCGCUGUGCUCGAGAAAUACCGAAAUGAAGUAGACUCCUUCUAUAAAGAAUAAAAAGUGUUUCCUCCAAGCGUUAAGAAAGAUCUGUGAACAAAAGGAAGUAUUUUCUCAUCAAAAGCAUUAACAAAAAUUUAUGCUUCAAGUUUGUAGUCUAUUGAACCAAACCACUAGAAAGCUGCUGUCAAUUUAGUUGUUCCUGAUACUCACCUGAUCAUUUGUCCUCCUUUUACAGAAGCAUCUACAGUAUGUCCAUUCUUGAAUACUGCUUUUACUUUAUUACCCUAAUGACUAAAACAUCUUUCUGUGUUGUAUAAAAGCAGAUAUAAUUCCUCUAGAUUGAAACAUAACAAGUUUUUUAUACAGUCUUCUAUUUUUCUUUUGUUUUCUUUUGUUCCACAGGAUGUUUCCUGUAGCUCAUGAUUUAUUUUCCUAGAUAGCAGUACUGCUUAAUGAAACUGUCAUACCACUCCAGUGAUAAUUAUUAAAAAAAAAAAAUUAAAAAUCAAAAGGGGUGGGAUUUUUUUCCCUCCCCAAAGAACACUUUCUUGUUCACUAACCUGGGGACACUCCUGUUUCUGUAAGGCCUAGAAUUCAGACUUCUGUGAACACAGCAGUUCGCUUCUUAAGUCCAUGCUGGAAUAAGCAUUACUAUUUCUCAUAAAAACAAAUAAUCAGAAGCAGGGGAAUAGCUCCCUAAGACUGAAAGGCACAAAGGAAUAACUACAGGAGCUCUCACAUUAAAAUGCUAUUACAGAAACUUCUUUAAAAUUGUUUAUAGUGCUUUUCUUUGAGGAGUGUUUGUCAGUGUGUAUCUGCAUGUUUCAGUAUUCCUAUUGCACUAAUUCUGACAAAUGUGGGCUGUGUUUCUUCUUGCCCAUAUGCACAAUAAAUCAUAUUAUGAGAAGGAAA